AUGCCGGAGAGUCACACGGCCGUGAAUAUAGCUGCCUCAUUGGAGCAGCUUUGCACCGACUGGGAGAUACCAAUCGAUUGCGUGAAGUACAUUGUGACGGACAACGGCCGCAAUAUCCGAGCGGCUGCCAGGAGACUGCCAUGGCUCCAGCGAGCCUGCUUUGCGCACACUCUGCAGCUGGCGAUCAGCGAUGCGAUGUCGUGUACUCCGGCAAUGAACAGACUCUGCAAGAAGGCGAAAGCGAUUGUAGCACACUACAAGCAUAGCCCUAGUGCGCAGAAAAGACUGAAGGAUCUGCAAAGGCAGUUGAACAAAGACGUGCUCCAUGUUGUGCAGGAUGUUGACACAAGAUGGAACAGUCAGUACCUCAUGCUCUCGAGGCUUCUUGAACUCAAAGAGUCCAUCACACUCGAGCUCACCACUUCGGACACAAGCAUAGAUACCUUUAACUCUGCAGAGUGGAGAGAUGCAGUGGAGUUUGUGGAGGAAUUUGAUGAAGUGGCCAGCCUGGCCAUGUUUCUUGACCCGCGCUUUAAGGCUACAGUUCAUCAGGCAUCUGGUCAGGUGAUCUGGCUGAAAGACCUUGUGACAAGGGAGCUCCAGGCAGCAGACGUGGAACCCAGUGGGGACACUGCCGUGCCAGGGUCGACUUCGUGUCCUCUGGUGGCAUCCAGUGUAUGA
Molecule: messenger RNA, 681 nt
Organism: Dermacentor albipictus
Lineage: Eukaryota; Metazoa; Arthropoda; Arachnida; Ixodida; Ixodidae
Source: RefSeq, a predicted model, not a curated record